Messenger RNA from Eriocheir sinensis (Chinese mitten crab), 5001 nucleotides. It is a transcript of the gene simj, whose product is annotated as transcriptional repressor p66-alpha-like. Gene Ontology annotation, biological process: negative regulation of transcription by RNA polymerase II. The transcript is spliced from 12 exons. Gene Ontology annotation, cellular component: NuRD complex. NCBI's taxonomy places the organism in Eukaryota, Metazoa, Arthropoda, Malacostraca, Decapoda, Varunidae. The record is from RefSeq and is a predicted model, not a curated record. The coding region runs from base 635 to 3487 and encodes 950 amino acids.
GAGGCGGCUGGCUGAGCGGCUCCCGGCGGGCACAAAGCCGCCUCCUGCCAGCUGAUCUGUGUUUUAUAUCACUUGCACCUCGUGAUUUGUGUGUCCUGUAUUUUGGGACGCCCCGAGGGACAUGUGCCCAUUUUUACCCCCUCCUUGACCCGGAAAGAAUGGAAGUGUGGUGAAAUAUGCUCCCAUGAAUUCGUGCAAUGCUCAUAUUGAUGUGCACCGGCUUGAAAUAAACUGAUGUGCACAAAUCAAAGUGUGAUAAAGGCUGGGUCGGCUGGCGGAGGCGGCGGCGGCGGCAGCGGCGGCGGUGGAGCCUCUUUCCGCCAUUACAAAGUCUGUCAUGAUACUGUUAAUGAGUUUGUUGUGUGUGUGUACGCGCCCAGGGACGAGAUUCUUUUCAAAACGGCUAGCAGGACUGACCAGAAUUAAAGUGAAAACUUCUUCAGAGUGAGAAAUGUUGAUAAUGCAGAGAAAAGUGCAAAAAUCCUAACUGCUGAGCAGAAAGCAUAAUAGAAAAAAAUAGAUACAUACAAAAGACAAAGACUUAAAAUGUUGUGUGAAGUGAAAAUGUUCUUCCGUGAGUAAUUGCGUCUGUUGCCGCGUUGUGUGAGGAGGAGCACCAAGCAUCAGGGCCACCAUGGAUCUCAGUGUGAGACGUGAUGAAGAGGAGGAAGAGGGAAGUGAGAAGUGUCCGGUAAACAAUGGCACUGUGACCCCUGUGGAGGAGGUUGUGGUAGAGCCAGAGGAGGAGCCGCAGCAGCAGCCGCAGCCGCAGCAGCAUGGGGCCACGGUGCCGCCCAGGGAAGGGGAGGGGGAGGCGGAGGGGGCUGGAGCAGUGAUGGAUCUCUCGGCUUCUGUUCCAGCUUCCAACAAGAGACUUAGAGAGGGUGAUGAAACAUCUGAGGAGUUAGGAGAGUGUGAUGCCCCGCCUGCGUCCCGGCCCAGGCUGACCGCUACACCUGAGGCCAACAACACUGCCAACCAUAUAGACGGCCACCAGACCCCAGCCGAUGACACCCCUAAGGUCAACGGGAUGAGCAAUGGUUACGAGAGUGACAGCAAUGGCAUGAACGACGUCAACGACAAUGAGGUGGAGGAGGAGAUGCCCCCGAUCCCCCCCAUCAAGGAGCUGAGCCCUGAGGAACUGGCAGAGAAGAUGAAGCUGGUCCAUCGACUGCAGGUAGAGCUUCGCAAUGAGGAGAUGAAGCUGGUACUCCUCAAGAAGGUCAGGCAGUCCCAGGUGAUGAAGGAAAAUGUGAGUACCACUGCCAAUGACACAAAGACUGCCCUCAACAAGCUUCCCUCUAACACAACGGCUACCAAGUUGGCCCCCUCGCAGCCUCCCCCUCUCAUCAAGCAUGAUCUGAGUGCCAAGGCAUCGUCUUCUGCCAUCCCUGCGCACAUCAAGGCAUCGCGUGAGUAUAAGCAGCAAGUGAAGAAUAUGUCAUCAGGUGUCACCUCUGAGUCACUGUCUCCUAGUGCACUGCAGGCUCAGAAGCAUCUGUUGGCAAGAGGGACCACCCUGACGAGCACCGGCGGAGGCAAUGGCUCGGGCAGCUCUAGCGGCAAGUCCAGCAACGGAGGCAAUGGAGGCAGCUCGGCCAACAUGCUCUCCGGCCUGCCCCCUAACCUGAACCUGCCCUUCAACCUGUCGCGGGAGGUGGAGAUCAUUCGCAAGGACUCGCCUGCCUCGUCCUCCUCCCCUGGCCCCGGCCCCCUGGACUCCCCCUCCCAGGUGUCCAUCUCCAAGGUGCGGACGUCCACCCCUCACUCCUCACACCCAUCAGCCGACCGUGCCCUCAUAAAGGUUCGCACAUCACCCUCAUGCGGCCCCUCAGCCAGGCCACUGCUUCUCCACUACCUCUCCUUACCAGUGAGCAACAGCAGCAGUAGCAGUAAUAGCAGCAAUACCAGCAGCAACCGAGUGGAUGACACCCACACGCCGGCCCAGCGCCAGGCAGCUGCUCGUCUGGCUCUGAGGAAGCAGUUGGAGAAGACACUACUCAGGGUGAGGCAGAUUUUUAUUCCACCCCCCAAACCACCUCCUCCAGAGAUGCAUUUCAUCCCUAACCCCAACAACACUGAGUUUAUCUACCUACUGGGCCUGGAGCAGUGUGUGGAGCACAUCCUACUCAAUGGCAAGAUGACGGAUCCACACCCCAUGCCCUUCAUCUGUUCUCAGUGUGGAACAGACUUCACCCCUGCCUGGAAAUGGGACAAGGCUUAUCUCAAGUCCAAAGUCAAAGGGGAGAAUGGUCGGGAGGGUAAGGUGGUGUGUGAGUUGUGUGUCACCACCAACCUCAAACAAGCCCUCAAGCAGGAGCACACCAACCGGCUAAAAGCUGCAUUUGUAAAAGCGCUUCAGCAAGAGCAAGAGAUAGAGGCUCGCAUGGCGCAGGUAUGGCCAAAGAAGGAUCAGAGACAUUACCGAAGAGAGGUCGGCAAAUCCUCGCCAAUCCCAAAUGUUUACAACCGGGAGGAUCGCCGCCGCUCAGGAGUCAUGGCAGACUCAAGUGACUUCUUGACUGUAGGAGGGAGGGGGUCGUCAUCCUCGGUUGUCAUCUUGCCACGUCAGGCAUCACCGCAACCAGAUUUAUCAAAUGCAUCAGUAUCUAUGACGCCCGUCUCAGCCUCACUACCCUCUCCCUCGGCCCGGCUGCCUGCCAGUGUGUCAGUGACAGCCGUCAAGUCUGACUAUGGCCACAGCUCCAGAAGCUCUAGCCAUCGUUCCUCUCCUUCCGUGGCUGCCCAACUCCAGCUUCAGCGGGAGCGAGAGAGACAAAAGGAAAGGGAAAGAGAGAGAGAAAGGGAAAGGGAGCGAGAAAGAGAGAGAGAAAGGGAGAGGGAACGAGAGAGAGAAAGAGAACGUGAAAAGGAGAGGGAGAGAGAACGUGAAAGAGAGCGGGAACGUGAGAGAGAGAGGGAACGUGAGAAGGAGAGACACCAACGUGAGAAAGAACAGAGGGAGAGAGAGCAGCGUGAUAGGGAACAGAGAGAAAAGGAGAUGUUCUUGCCACCAGGUCUAACCAAGCAACAAAAAGAACAGUACAUGCAAAGCAUGACAGCAGCGGCUGCAAUGGCGGCCGCCAUGUCUAAUCCAGCUGCCCUGCAACAGCUACAGGCAGCCCAGCAGCAGAUGUUAAGAAUGCAAGGAUUAGGUGCUGCUGCCGCUGCAGCGGCUGCUUCCCAACAAUUACCUGCUCACAUGCUAGCACCCUAUUUACUUGGGCCUUAUAACCCAUUUGGUCUAGGCCAGCUGCAGCAGCUUAUGGCUGCAUCUGCAGCUCAGCUAGUCCCUCCCACUUCCUCUGCUCCCUCAACUUCCAACAGUAGUAAUAGCAGCAGCAGUAGCAGCAGCAAAAGCUUAGCUCAGCAGCAGCAGCAGGAAAUAAUGCGUCAGGCUGCGGAGGUGCACCGACAGUACCUCCUGGACAUGAUCCCCUCGGGUGGCCUGCACAGCCAGCAGUCACACUCAAAGUGGAAGAGCUGAUAGGCAGGCAUGUGAGCAGCCCCACCAUCAGCCUCCACCAGUCCUGGCCAGCACUGCUGCUGCUGGUGGACAGUGGGACUACAUGACCCUUAGUGACAGUGACUCGAGUGUGUUCAGCCUAGCUCUGGCCAGCCCACCAUGUAGUGCUGUGCCUGGGCCGCAGCUGGGCCGUGCUGCACCUGGGGUUCCUAGUCACUUUAGGAUAAGGAAGCUCUCUGUGAUGUGACCAGUGGGUGAGAGGUCCAUGUGGCGCCAGCCAACCCUCGACCCCAGCACAACCAGCCGUGAUGGUCGCCCAGUAGCAGCAUCCUGCAGAGCCAGUUGGCCACUCUGGACCAGGAGUCUGAAGCUGCAGGCACUGAGGUAAAGCAUCCUCCUGAGACUUAGGGCUCGUCGAGGAGAUUACCGACUCCUGGACUGUUGGCAACAGUAGGCAACCUUCCACUGAAUUAUAGUGAAUGACAGUUAUGGUAUUACAAGACCACAUCCCUAAUUUAUUUAUGUUGUCAUUUGUUGUCCAUUAUGGUGCAAGGGAACAUCCUUUCUUCACCAUUAAUCUGUAUUGUUACAUAGUUGUAGGAUUUCGUGAGACAGUGAGCGGAGUGCCCUGCAUGGCGUGUGCUUUAGCUGUCUCCUGGCUGCAUCUAUGGGUCUCGCAUGGUCUAGUUUCAUUAGAGUAAUAGUAACACAAACGGUAAUGCAACAAACAAGGUACUUUCCCUGCACUGAUAAUUUGUUCUUCAUGUGAUAUUUUUGUUUCGACUUUCGUUCAGUACAACGGCGGGCAGACUCGCACAAAGUGACCAGUGUGCUGAUCUGGACCAGUCUGUGAUCCGCUGAGGCACAGACAUCCUUACAGUGGGAGUAGAAAGUGUCACCCAAGCAGGCAGGCAGACAGGCAGUGCACUAGUCUGUGAGCUGAGCAAUGGUGAGGCGAGGCUUAUUCAGGAACCGGGCUCCCCUCCCAGAGUUAUUUUCUUUGGUAUUGGACUUGCAAACAAACCACCACCUUCACAUUAUACUUGCCGAAGAGAUGAAUGCCAGUUGAUAAUGUACAGUGUAUCAUGUGGUGUCAUGAAUCAUUAAGUUAUUUUUUAUCAGAAGUUUGAGUUAAGUACAAAGUUUUUAGAAUAAAGUGUAGUCAGACUAAAAGUAUUGGUUGACCUUUGUUUGCACGGUUCGUACGAUGUUUUGUAAAAGUUUAUAUGCUCUGAUGUAAAAUUUGAACAAGGUUAUGAGAAGCCAUUGCUUGGGAUUUUUUUUAUAUAAAACUAUAUAUAUAUAUACAUAUAUAUUUUUAUUAAAAUAUAUUAGGGGUGUUUGGUUUGUGUACGAGGGCCUGGUGCCUGGCCUCGCUACUCUCCAGGGGAUUCCAAGUAUCUGUUCAAUUCUUAUAAUUGUCAUCACUCCCGUUUUCAUAGCCAUGGCUGAGUUUCAGAUUCAUGUAGGCUAGUGUUUUCACUUCAUAAGUAAGAUAAUAGGGCCUUUUUCAAUAAAGAAGAUCUGAAAAAUAA